ACUCAUGAGAGCAAAGCAAGCUAGCAAGCGCAGCUCCCGAGCUCCACCUCGCCAGCUCUCGGACGGCUCCUCGAUCACCUCGUCCCUCGCCGGCGCCUCCAUGGACCGCAAGAGCUCCUCGAGCCCGGCGGCGGCGUCCAUGGCCGCGCUCGCCGCUGCCGCCGCGGCCGGCCAGUCGAGCUCCGGCCACGGCCAGGCCAACGGGGCUCUGUCGCCGAAACGAGAGGAGGAGGACAAGAAGCCCGCGAUGCUGGCUGCCGUGGGCGGCGCCUCCAGCUCCUCGCCCCCGGUGGCGACGAGGACGGUCGCGGCGAGCGGCGGCCCGAGCUGCCAGGUGGAGCGGUGCGCCGCCGACCUGCACGAUGCGAGGCGGUACUACCGGAGGCACAAGGUGUGCGAGACGCACUCCAAGGCCCUCGUCGUGCUCAUCGCCGGCCUCCGCCAGCGCUUCUGCCAGCAAUGCAGCCGGUUCCAUGAGCUGUUGGAGUUCGACGACAACAAGCACAGCUGCCGCCGGCGCCUGGCGGGGCACAACGAACGGCGCCGGAAGAGCUCGGCGGACAGGCACGGCGGCGGCGGCGGCGACCAGAACGGCCGGAGCCACCCAGCAGGGAACCCGUCACGGGAUCACUUCCAGAUCGGAUAAACCUAUCUAAGCAUGCUCUCUCUCUUCUGUCAUGCAGCUAGCACUACCGAUCGAUCGACUUACACCGGAGGGGUGUGUGCUAUAUAUGUCGAUCUGUCACAAAAUAACCUAGUCGAUAUUAUGCUGAUUGUAACCUAACCAGCACCAGCGGGUAAUUAAGCAGGGAAUUCUAGCAUGCAAUUGUUUGUGUAUAUGUAUGGAUCAUCGGAUGUGUAAUCCGGUGGCCUGUGCCAAACAGUAGUAAUCUGGGCUGGCUGUGUAUUGAUGAUGAUGUUGUGCUCUGAUAACUGUGGUAAAAUUUGCUGAUUAUUCAAAUGGUA
Molecule: messenger RNA, 966 nt
Organism: Setaria italica (foxtail millet)
Lineage: Eukaryota; Viridiplantae; Streptophyta; Magnoliopsida; Poales; Poaceae
Product: squamosa promoter-binding protein 1
Exons: 2
Coding region: 5-646 (213 amino acids)
Cellular component (GO): nucleus
Molecular function (GO): DNA binding
Source: RefSeq, a predicted model, not a curated record